Pochonia chlamydosporia 170 is the source of this 1197-nucleotide messenger RNA. Its product is annotated as trimethyllysine hydroxylase. Bases 1 to 1197 code for a protein of 398 amino acids. Gene Ontology annotation, cellular component: mitochondrion. Gene Ontology annotation, biological process: carnitine biosynthetic process. The transcript is spliced from 9 exons. Gene Ontology annotation, molecular function: iron ion binding; trimethyllysine dioxygenase activity. Lineage: Eukaryota; Fungi; Ascomycota; Sordariomycetes; Hypocreales; Clavicipitaceae. The record is from RefSeq and is a predicted model, not a curated record.
AUGCAGCAUGCCAUACGCAGCUACGCCACGACGCUGGAAUCUGACAGAAAGGGAUUGGUUCUCAAGAUUCAAGACGGUGAAAAACGGAAUGCGAAGCGAUUAUCCUCUUUGUGGCUACGUGAUAAUUGUCGCUGUGUGAAAUGCGUAAACCAGGACACUAUGCAGAGGAAUUUUAACACGUUUGAGCUCUCGGGUGUUGCUGCCACGACCAUUCAGCCAAAAGAAGAUGGUGUCGAUGUAACUUGGUCGGAUUCUCAUGAGAGCAAUUAUAGCUGGUCGUGGCUUCGGUCUAUGCUCUAUGACAAGGGUGGGAAUAAAAAUCGCCAGAUUCUGUGGACGGGCCCAGUCAUAACAAACCAUCGCCCUGAAGUCUCAUUCGAGAGCGUUAUGGCCAAGGACGACAGGACCGGAAUGGCAGACCUGACGGAAAAGAUUCGUAACUUUGGAUUGUGCUUUGUCGUCAACUCACCCAAGACGCCUGAGGCAACCAAGGAACUGUUAGAGGCUAUAGGUCCCAUCCGAAACACUCAUUACGGAGGCUUUUACGACUUCAUCCCAGACUUGGCGAAAGCAGACACUGCUUACACCAACUUGGCGCUCGCUGCGCACACUGACACAACCUACUUUACCGAGCCCGCUGGUCUGCAAGCAUUCCACAUGCUGUCCCACACGCCGCCUCCUGACAAGGCCAACGAUGAUGACAGUCUUGGCGGGCAGUCCCUUCUUGUGGACGGAUUCUACGCCGCUUACAGACUGAAGAAGGAAUUCCCCGAUGCUUACGAGACACUUCGAACAGUUGGAGUCCCCUGGCACGCGAGCGGAAAUGAAGGUGUUGCCAUUGCGCCUGACAGAGCAUAUCCUGUGAUUGAGGCAUCCCCCCAUAGGAUCCGCCGUAUCCGAUGGAACAAUGACGACAGAGGAGUGAUUCCGCUGCAAGUGGAUGUAAACAAAUGGUACAGCGCAGCCGGGAAGUGGGACAAUAUCUUGCGACGCAAAGAGAAUGAAUACUGGUUCCAGCUCGAGCCAGGCCGAAUUUUGAUCUUUGAUAACUGGCGCGUUCUCCACGGCAGAAGCGCUUUCGAAGGCCUGCGGCGCAUCUGUGGUGGAUAUAUCAACAGGGACGAUUUCAUUUCUCGGUUCAAAACAUCCAACUUCCCUGGCGAUCAAGUCAUUGCUGCAAACAUGCAGCUGAAAUAG